Megalopta genalis is the source of this 1514-nucleotide messenger RNA. RefSeq lists its product as uncharacterized. Gene Ontology annotation, molecular function: adenosine kinase activity; RNA binding; zinc ion binding. NCBI's taxonomy places the organism in Eukaryota, Metazoa, Arthropoda, Insecta, Hymenoptera, Halictidae. Gene Ontology annotation, cellular component: nucleus; cytosol. The record is from RefSeq and is a predicted model, not a curated record. Gene Ontology annotation, biological process: purine ribonucleoside salvage; purine nucleobase metabolic process.
CUUACUCUGGACCCGAUCGAUCAAUUUCAAAUUACUAGUUUGAAAUCGGUUUCAGCGCGUUUAGCAUUAUCGAAUAUACACCUCGAACGAAAAUUGAAAUAUUCGUAAGCAGAGGCGCGAAUUCGUCGCUGCUCUAAGAUACUGUGCAUUUCGGUACAUAGUGUUGGACAAAAAUAAACUGUGUAAACAACAUGGUUCUACGUUUGUGCGUAAGCAGCAACAACCGUGGCGAUAACAUUCUCAUGUAAAAUAGAACUGAAAAUCCACGUGAUGUCAUUUGACCCUGCGUCGUGAAGGAAGGAAUCGUACCGCUGUGAAAUAUCAUAUUGGUGAUACAUCAAUCGCCAUUCGUGUACAGUAACUGUGAAUCUCGCUCUUUUUUAUUUCCCGUAGACAGAAAAACGAUUACAAAUGGCACAGGACUUAAGAGAAGGGCUCCUAUUGGGAUUGGGCAAUCCCCUUCUCGACAUUUCAGCAACUGUAGAUAAUGAUUUUUUAAAGAAAUAUGAUUUAAAAUCAAAUAAUGCGAUUCUCGCGGAAGAGAAACACAAACCCAUGUACGAAGAAUUAAUAGAAAAAUACAAAGCAGACUUUAUCGCUGGUGGUUCUGUACAGAACACUAUGAGAGUAGCGCAAUGGUUUCUGGAUAAACCAAAGAUUGCAACUUACAUGGGUUGCGUGGGAACGGACAAGUAUUCGAGAAUUUUAGAGGACAGAGCACAGGCGGAUGGCUUGAACGUACGCUAUCAAUACACCGAUAAAGAAAGUACAGGUACCUGUGCGGUUCUCAUUACUGGAAACGAGAGAUCUUUGUGCGCUAAUUUAGCAGCUGCCAAUUGUUUUUUACCUUCUCAUAUAGAAGAAAUAGAAAAUAAGAAACUGAUAGACGCGGCUGAAUAUAUUUAUCUCUCUGGAUUCUUCUUAACCGUGACUCCAGAAACGAUCCAAGCGGUAGCACAGCAUGCUUAUGAGAACAAUAAAAUGUUUAUAAUGAAUCUCGGUGCUCCAUUUUUAUGCGAAUUCUAUAAGGAACCUAUGCUGGCAGCUCUUCCAUACGUUGAUAUUUUAUUUGGCAAUGAAACAGAGGCAGAGACCUUUGCGAAAGUGAAUAAUUUUCAGACUAUGGACAGGAAAGAAAUUGCAUUGAAAUUGUGCAAAAUGGAGAAAGUUAAUAAACGAAGGGAAAGAAUUAUUGUGAUAACGCAGGGUGCUGAUAACGUGUUAUUGGCCAAAGACAAUAGCGUAACAGAGUUUCCCACUACUAGGCUUCCACCGGAAAAGGUUGUGGAUACAAAUUGUGCAGGAGAUGCUUUUGUAGGAGGUUUUUUGGCACAACUUAUACAAGGUAAAAACAUAGAUAUUUGUAUAAAAUGUGGCAUAUGGGCUGCAACUGAAAUUAUACAAAGAUCCGGAUGUACUUACGAAGGGAAACCUAAUUUUACUCCUUGAUAAUUCUUAAUCGUUUGAUAAUUGUGUGAAUUGUGUACUUAAUAAACGGAUUUAUUAAUUUUUAA